AUGCCCGAGUUAGGUACCUUGAAAACCCGUAGAGGCCAAUUAAAGGCCAAGCUAACAAGGUAUAUAAAUCACCUGGCAAAUGUUGACAAAAAUGUUGAAAUAAAUCGGACAGAAUUGAGGUGCCGCCGGGAAAAGAACGAGGAUGUUUGGCAAGAGUUUGAACAGGUACAAAGUGCAAUCGAGCUGUUACUAAAUUAUGAAGAAAAUAAAGAAACAACGAACUACCGCGUGGAAUUUGAGGAUGCAUAUUAUAAUGCCAUUUCAUUAUGCGAUGAUUUAAUGUACGACAGAAGUAAUGAGCAAAUCGAAAACCAAGGUAACGCCGACGUUAGGCGUAAUAGUAACAUGCUUGUUCCGGUUCCACAGGUGACGGCAAGUAGUGGUGGUGGAUUUUGUUGCAAUAAUUCUAAUGCACCAAUACAACUAGCGGCGAUAAGUCUACCGACAUUUUCGGGUAUCUAUAAUGAAUGGCCUACGUAUUACGACAUUUUUGGAAUAAUGGUACACAAAAACGAUCGAAUAAGCGACAUUCAACGGUUUUUCCAUUUGCGUGCAUCGUUAUCGGGUGAAGCGGCUCAAGUCAUACAAGGCAUAGAGACGACCGCCGCCGCCAAUUAUAGUAUCGCAUGGGAAAGUUUGAUUGCCAGGUAUAACAAUAAAAAGGUGCUUAUUCAAUCACAUACUAGAGGCCUGUACGAAUUAUCAGUGAUAAACGAAGAAUCCAAACAAUUACGAAAAUUAAUUGAUAAAUUAAAUUGUCAUAUCAACGCUUUGGAGUCCUUGGGAGAAAAUCCUCGUGGGUGGGGAUCCAUGUUAAUUCAUUUAAUUACGAGCAAAUUAGAUAUUAGCACCAUAAAAGCAUGGGAAACAAUUGCACCGAAAGACGAGAUACCACUAAUUCAAGUACUGAUACAAUUUUUAGAAAAACGUUUUAAAAUAGUAGAAGCUGUUGAAUCGGUAUCACAAAUGAAUAUCAAAGAAAGCUCGGAUUCGAAGGGAAAUAAGAAAAUCAAUAAAGGCUAUCCCAAGGAGAAAACGUAUUAUUCAUUCGCGGCUACCGAUAUGACUAAAUGUUACAAUUGUAAUUUACCACAUACUAUUUAUAAGUGCCCUGCAUUCCUAGCAUUAUCAGUACCCGACAGAAUAAAUAAAGUAAAUGCACUAAAGUUGUGCAAAAUAUGUAUGCGUCCACACAAUGACAAAAAAUGUCUUGGUAAAAAAUGUUUCAAGUGCCAUAAAGCCCACAACACGAUGCUACAUUUAAAUGCGAGCAAAGACGGUGAAGAGAAUAAAAGUAAUACGAUGACAGCCGCGGGUAACGAUAAUAGUAACACAAGUCGUUCCGAUAACGAGACCAUACCAAUCACAGCACACAGUACAGUCGCAGCGACGGCGGCUGCACCCGAUAAACACGUUAUGUUAUCCACCGCCGUGAUAAAAGUAUAUGAUAAAAUGGGUAAUGCGAUACAUUGCCGUGCGCUAUUGGACUCUGGAUCUAAAAACAAUUUUGUCACGGAAUAUAUGGCACAAACUCUUCAAUUAGGCCGAAACAAAAUAAAGAGCGAUAUCUCCGGUAUAGGUCAAUCAAUGCACACUAUAACGUCCGCGGUGACGGUGAAAAUAAGAUCCCGCACAAGCGAUUACGAAAAAACCAUAUCUUGCUUAAUAUUACCCAGAUUAACUAAUGACAUACCCGCACAGGUCAUUGACCCAAAACGUAUAAAUGUACCAGAUAAUAUUGUAUUGGCUGACAACGCAUACAAUAAGCCGCAAAAAAUUUAUAUGUUAUUAGGUAAUGAAUUGUUUUUCGACUUAAUGCGUCCCGGGCAAAUUAAAUCGACCAGUGCCGGGCCAAUUAUACAAGAGACGAGGUUAGGAUGGAUAAUUGCUGGUCCUAUACCAAAAUGCAAGAAUAAUACCGAUCGGGGAAAUAUUACGUUACUAAGCGAAAUCGUAAUAAAUAAUUUGGAGGAUCAAAUCUCGAAAUUUUGGCGCUUAGAAACUGUAUCAAAUGAUAAAAAUAAUUAUACAAUGGAAGAAAAGGCUUGUCAAGCGUAUUUUAAUCAAACCGUUCGCCAAGGCGUAGAUGGUAAAUUUAUUGUAAAAUUACCAUUUAAAACUGAAAUAAAAGAAAUAGGAAAUUCUUACCCGGCUGCGCUACGACGUACUACUACUAGACUGCGCGUGGUAUUUGACGCGUCAUGCAAAACGGACAUAGGACUUAGUUUGAAUGAUGCGUUGUUAAAGGGUCCCACUAUACAGGAGGAAUUGAUUACUAUUUUGGCUCGUUUUAGAAAACAUAAAUUCGCGUUCUCCGCAGACGUAUCAAAAAUGUAUCGCCAAAUAUGGGUGGACCCGCAGCAGCGUAGCUAUCAAAAAAUUAUUUGGCGUGCAAAUCCCGAAGAGCCACUGCGUACCUAUAGGUUGAACACGGUAACAUACGGGACGGUUCCAGCUUCAUUUUUGGCGACCGGGUGUUUAGCUAAUUUAGCCGAAAAGGAAUACUACAUGUUUCCUGACGCCUGCGACGUCAUUAAAUCCGAUUUUUACAUGGACGACUAUUUGGGUGGUGCGGACACCAAAGAUAACGCAUUAAGGUUACGUAAUUCGUUAAUUGAAGUUAUGCUCCGGGGUGGUUUUCCACUAAGAAAAUUGAUGUCAAAUAGUUCCGAGCUGCUCGCCGAUAUGCCCAAUAUAGGAAAUAAAUCAAUGACCAUAAUGGAGCUUGAAAAUAAAAUUACUAAAAUUUUAGGCUUAUUAUGGUGUCCGGAACGCGAUAUUUUUAAAUAUAAAAUUGAAAUAACAACGCUCAACGAUCUACCAGUUACCAAAAGAAAUAUAUUAUCACAAAUCGCUUCAUUAUUCGAUCUACUAGGACUCGUUGGUCCUAUAGUAAAACGCGCAAAAAUAUUAAUGCAAAAAUUAUGGCAAUUACAAUGCGAUUGGGAUAAACCUGUACCGAUUGAAGUUCAAAAAGAAUGGAAAGGUUAUGUAAGUUCUUUAAAUUAUUUACGUGAAUUAGAAAUACCUAGAUAUCUUGGUACCGAAACUGACUAUGAAAUACAAAUACAUGGUUUUGCCGACGCUAGUUUAUUAGCAUACGGGGCAUGUUUAUACAUUCGUUGUUCGAGUAAUAAAAAUAUUCACGUCACCAAACUUAUUUGCGCAAAAUCAAAAAUAGCACCGUUAAAAAUAAUAUCCCUACCUCGCCUGGAGCUAUGCGCUGCCGUAAUACUAGCACGCUUAGCAAAUAAAGUCUUACCAAAAUUAAAAUUAAAUAUAAAAAAUAAAUAUUUUUGGACGGACUCGUCUAUAACAUUAGCUUGGAUCACUUCCCCGUCGUCAAGGUGGAAAACUUUCGUGGCUCACCGAGUAAGUGAAAUACAGGAUAUGACCAGGUUAAAUGAAUGGAAUCACCUUGAAGUCAUUGGUCCCAUUCAACUCGAAGAACUACGAGCAGCUGAAAUUGCCGUUAUCAAAAUAACACAAUCAUACUACUGGUCAAAAAAUGGAAUUAUGAGAGUCGGUGGUCGAUUAAAAAAUGCUCUAUAUUUAGACCAAUGUCAGCGUAGUCCUAUUUUAAUACCUCAAAAUAGCACUAUUGCAAAUAUAAUAUUGCAAAAUGAACAUGAAAAAUUGAUGCACGCCGGUCCUCAAGCUAUGUUGGCCAAUACACGAUUGAAACUCCGACCUGUUAUAGUGGAACCUAUAAUAGGAAAUUUACCAGCGGAACGUAGUGGAUUUCGCCGGUCCAAUCACAAUCAAAACCAGUUUGAGAAAAAGGGCAGCAGUGACUAA
Messenger RNA from Metopolophium dirhodum (rose-grain aphid), 3798 nucleotides. RefSeq lists its product as uncharacterized. The transcript has 5 exons. Bases 1 to 3798 code for a protein of 1265 amino acids. The record is from RefSeq and is a predicted model, not a curated record. NCBI's taxonomy places the organism in Eukaryota, Metazoa, Arthropoda, Insecta, Hemiptera, Aphididae.